Messenger RNA from Striga asiatica, 636 nucleotides. The record is from the annotation of a GenBank genome assembly. NCBI's taxonomy places the organism in Eukaryota, Viridiplantae, Streptophyta, Magnoliopsida, Lamiales, Orobanchaceae.
AUGGCGAAGGACGUUGAGUACACGGAGCCGGCGGCGGCAGAGUUUUCGGCGAAGGACUAUCAUGAUCCGCCGCCGGUGCCGCUUUUCGACUUUGACGAGCUGACCAAGUGGUCGUUCUACAGGGCGCUAAUCGCCGAGUUCAUCGCCACGCUCCUCUUCCUCUACGUCACCGUCCUCACCGUCAUCGGCUACAGCCACCAGACCGACACCGCACGCGGCGGCGACCAGUGCGGCGGCGUCGGAAUACUCGGCAUCGCCUGGGCCUUCGGCGGCAUGAUUUUCAUCCUUGUUUACUGCACCGCCGGGAUCUCCGGAGGGCACAUAAACCCGGCGGUGACGUUUGGGCUGUUUUUGGGCCGUAAAGUGUCGUUGAUAAGGGCCGUGCUGUACAUGGUGGCCCAGUGUCUGGGGGCAAUAUGUGGUGUGGGCUUCGUGAAGGCCUUCCAGAAGACGUAUUACAAUACAUACGGUGGUGGGGCCAACGUGGUAGCACAUGGGUACAACAAAGGCGUGGGGUUGGGUGCUGAGAUUAUUGGUACAUUUGUUUUGGUGUACACUGUUUUCUCUGCAACUGACCCCAAGAGAAGUGCAAGAGACUCCCAUGUCCCUUUUUUGUCCCAUGAGUCAGCUUAUUAG